Adelges cooleyi (spruce gall adelgid) is the source of this 2742-nucleotide messenger RNA. RefSeq names its product beta-1 adrenergic receptor (gene DopEcR). The coding region runs from base 459 to 1364 and encodes 301 amino acids. Gene Ontology annotation, cellular component: membrane. Gene Ontology annotation, molecular function: peptide binding; G protein-coupled receptor activity. Gene Ontology annotation, biological process: G protein-coupled receptor signaling pathway. Lineage: Eukaryota; Metazoa; Arthropoda; Insecta; Hemiptera; Adelgidae. The record is from RefSeq and is a predicted model, not a curated record. The transcript has 5 exons.
CUUGCAACAUUCCGCGUACAGUAUCUUUCUUUUCCCCCGAUUUUUUUCUAAAAAAUUUUUUUUUUUUUUAAUCGCUCGCUUUUUUACAAGUCGUCUCUCCGUACGCAAUCAUCAUCAUUAUCAUUACGCCGCCGCCGCCGUCGUUGUCGUCGCCCGCAAUAUACCAAACUUUAACAAUUAUUACAAGUACAACAACCACGAAAUCACUACACGCAGCUGUAUCACAUUAAUCGCGAUAAUUUCCUUAAUCCGCUACCGCGGCAUUUCGACCCCGUCGGCACGGACACCGCCACACCACCACCGCAACCAUCACAGCCACUACCAGCACCAGCACAGUCAUGUCACCGAUAUCGAGUCGUGAUGCAUGAUAGAUAGCAACAAUGGCGGUGGGCACGUGCUACUGAAGCCCACCUCCCCACAUCCUGGAGCCCCUAACCCAGGCGUCGCUGGUGCUCACCAUGGCGGUCGCCAUCAUCCUCCUUAAUAUCCUCAUCAUCGCUACGUUCACCAACAUACGAGGUGGAGGAGAGGUGAUGAAUGUAUACUUGGUGUCACUAGCUCUGGCCGACUUGCUCUACGGUGUGCUCGUAGUGCCGUUUUCCGUGUACCCGGCACUCGUACAACAAUGGGUCUAUGGUAACAUCGCAUGUAGAAUCAUCGGAUAUAUUGAAGUGUCGUUGUGGACCGUGUCUGCUUAUACUCUCAUGUGGAUUAGUGUGGACAGGUACAUAGCAGUGCGCAAACCAGUCAGGUACUUUACCGUGCAGACACGGACUAGGUGCCAAUGCUGGAUGGCGUUCACAUGGAUAUCGUCUGCUAUGUUGUGCUGUCCGCCCCUGUUGGAGUUUGGCGAACCUGUUUUUGACAAAGACACUGCGGUGUGCAUGCUUGACUGGCAGGGCAUGGCGGCGUAUUCGGUAACGCUAUCCAUACUCAUUCUGGGGCCCAGUCUGAUCACCAUCCUGUACACUUAUGUGUACAUCUAUGGUGCUAUACGAAGGUUACGGCGGGGUUUCUUAGCACACGACAAGGAAUACGUUACUGCGCUGUCGGAGAACUUGUCCAAUCCCACUCACGUGACUGCGUUCGUGUUGAUCGUAUCGUUCUGGGUGUGUUGGACGCCGCUGAUGUCAAUCAAAGCGUAUCAGCAGCUGGGAGACUCGCCGCCUGUGCCCGGCCAGGUACGUUUCUACGCCCUUUGGCUGGGCAUAUCCAACUCGGUUUGGAAGGCGUUCGUGCUCAUCUUUCUUAGCCCGCAGUUCCGGGUCAUGCUCAGACUGUUGUGUCUGACUGUGUUUUGCAAACGGAAAAAUCGCGCGGAACUCGAGCUGCUGCAACUCGACAUGGAAGAUCACUUCCUAUAAGUUAAGUAUUAUUGAUGUUUUUUUUUUUUUUUUUUGUUAAUAAGUAAUAUUAAUAAUUAUGAAAUUGUUGAACUUUGUUUUUGUUAUCAAUUGAAUGUUCUUCCCGAGAGCAAUCAUACGUCCAUUUAUUUAUUACGUUUUGUUUAUAAAGCUAAAGAACGAAAAAAAAAAGCACUAUUAUAAUACAUAAAAAAUAAUUUAGUAUUUUAAAGCCGUCGGUUUUCGUAUUUAAAGAUACUAAACUCGAUAACGUUACGGGCUAAAGAAAAAUAAUAAUAUUUCGAUUUAAAAACGAUUGACUUGUCUUUAGAUGAAAACAGUCGCGUCGUAUCAAAUUUCAAUAUAUUAUGUUUUCUUGUUUAAAUCGUAGUAAGAAAAAAAUGUAAUUAUUUUUUAUAGGUUGUUUAUAAAAAAAAAAAAAAGAGUUUAAAUCGCAAUAGAUCGGUUGUAAAUUACUGAUGAGUUAAUAAUAUUUUACGGCGAUAUCAAUUUAACGUAUUGACAUUCAGGGGUUGGGCAUAAAACCUAUGGGAACGCAUUAAGACCGAAAAAACCUAAACAGAGAUCCAUGUCGAUACACAGCGUGAUUCACGAGAAUUCAACUCAACAUUAAACCGAAAUUUAGUACUUUUUAACACAAGUUUUAUCUGAGAAAACAAUGUGGCAUACAUAAUUACAAAUUGUUAGUUUUUUUUACAGAUAAAAGCAGAAACUUUGAGCAUACAAAGGGAAAGAUAGAUCAUUUUCCUUUUAUUAUAACCGUACAAUAAAAUUAGUAAUUAAUUAAAUAAUCACUCAAAAUUUGUUGAGUCCAAUCGUAUAGUUUUUAAUUAAUCGAUCUCGUAAAAGUUAUUAGGCUGUUCGCAACUAUAUGAAUAAAUAUCAAUUACAGUGUUUGUUUCUGUAUCAUAGCAAUAAUUAUAAAAAUGUCAAUGCAAUUUCAAAAUCUUUUAACAUUUUCUUAGAAGAAAUAGCUGCAUUGAGUAAAUCCUCGUUGAACACCGUGUAUAUAAUAUAAUACUGUAUUAAUGCGAGACGUGCAAACUCAAAACAUGAUCGUGCCAGUAGCGCACAACCGUCUUAUAUAUUAUGUGACUGCCGCUGUUGAAAUUAUAUCCUUAGGUCAAUUGAUAGAAUUUAAUUAAAAUUACUCAAAAGAAAACCCGUGCCCAACUCUAAUUUAAGUAAUAAUAUUAUCAAAGGUAUAAAGUCGACUGUUUACGAUCAUUUUUUAAUAAGUAUUUUGUCAUUAAAAAAAAUUGCCUAUCAAUUUUAAAUUGCACUGAAUUAGUUUUGUUGAGCUUUAAAAACAAAAAAAAGUGUAUAAAUUAGAUGUAGUGUUUAAAAAAUACUUAUGAUGAUACUUAUGAAACGAGAA